GGCGGGGCCGGCCCGGCGGCGGCGCAGAGGGGAGGGGGAGGAGGCGGAUCCAUCAUGGCGUCGAUGCAGAAACGAUUACAAAAAGAACUAUUGGCAUUUCAAAAUGAUCCACCUCCGGGAAUGACUCUAGAUGAAAAGAGUGUACAAAAUUCAAUUACACAGUGGAUUGUAGACAUGGAAGGUGCUCCAGGAACACUCUAUGAAGGGGAAAAAUUUCAGCUUUUAUUUAAGUUUAGUAGUCGGUAUCCUUUUGAUUCGCCUCAGGUCAUGUUUACUGGAGACAAUAUCCCUGUUCAUCCUCAUGUUUAUAGCAAUGGUCAUAUCUGUUUAUCCAUUCUAACAGAAGACUGGUCUCCAGCCCUCUCAGUGCAAUCUGUUUGUCUUAGCAUUAUUAGCAUGCUUUCCAGCUGCAAAGAAAAGAGGCGACCUCCAGAUAACUCAUUUUAUGUAAGAACAUGUAACAAGAAUCCAAAGAAAACAAAAUGGUGGUAUCAUGCAUUUGUCAUCCUCCACCCAGAGCUGCAGUUGGCUGUAUGUGCUUGUCUUAUCCACUCCAUUGGAAAAUUCUGUACAAACAGUAGUCAUUGGAAGCGCAAGUACUUUGGGAAGGGAUAUGUCAGAGAAGGUAAUACUCCAUGCUAGUGUAGUGCAAAACAGUUGAUUCCAUCACUGCAGAGGCAGGUGAAGGUUCCACCAUAAGACAUCCUCAGUUUUUCAUGGCCUCCUCACUCCAGUGUUGGUUCUGUCCCUGAAGUGAAAACUAGAGCAAGUAUUUUGAGGCAGUAAGAGUUCAUAACUGGAGAGGCAAAUUCCAAAGUCUUCACCCUUAAAAUUCUUAAGAUUCUUAAAAGCCCAUGGAUGGCCUAACAAGAAAAACUUGAUAGUUUCAUAAUACUUGCUGAGACCCAUGGGGUUUCGACAUAUGGUAAUGUAACAGAAUGAAACUUUGUUUCUCAUAAUACAGUAAUUGUAACCCCAAAACAAGGUGGUUUCAGGUACAGUAAGAGAAUUGCUGUAUGCCAUGAGAUUAAGGUAUAUCAAAGAAACUUGGGACCAUCAUGUGGUUGUUUUUAAUGUUGACUCUAAGAAUAAUAAUCAUAUUGCACACAAGGAUAGAUUUUUCAUCCUCACCAGAUUAUUCAGCAGUCACUUUCUUUUCUCUCUCUCUUUUCAUGCUCUUGUAACGUGCUUGGUGCUUCUCCAUUUCUAGCUUUUGUUUCUCUUACGUGGCAGUUUUGGGAGAAUUUUUGUGAACUUUCAAUUUUUACUUGCUAGUUACUUUUAAAGAGAAACAGGUAAAGUUCCAUUUAUUGGCUUUAUCUUGCGAUUAAAAUAUAUUCUGUCUGCAUUUAAUUUGUACCAGUCUCAUUUUGAUUUAGAAUAGAAAUCUGUAAAAGCAGAACAGUCUGCAGAUAUUACUUUUAUUUCUUAAUAUUGAAAUUCUAUUUGUGUUAAACAAGCAAAACAGAAACUUAGUAUGAAAAGAAAUCUGAAUUACUGAUUCUGAAGGUUGCUGUAUUAUUAUGGCUCAAAACCACAAGUUACAGUUCAUUGAAUGGGUAUUUUAGUUACUAUGAAGUAAUUAUGCAGUGGUUUUUUUCUGGAAGUCAGAAAACUUUACCCCUUCUCAAAUUCGGAACAACCUAAAAACCAACCUGAGGCAGGAGAAAGAAAGUUCAUUUAAGUAACUCAUACUGUCUUGAUUAAAAAUUCAUUGGGUUCCCCACCACCUUGAAUUCUUACAUGAAAAAAUGAAAUAUUCCUGAUGUCCACAGGACAAAAAUUUCAUAAAUGAUUAGUAUUUUCCCUUCCAUUUUUGUGUGUGUCAUUUGCUUCUUUUCUCAUUUAAUUUUGUUUCUCCUAUGUGGACAUAGAACAAGACUGCCAAGGCAUGAUCUUUAAAUUGUCAGUGUUUUCUAAACAGGUUUAAAAAAAAGGUAUGUUACAGUAAAAUGGGAAGUGUGAAAAGAUGCUUCUGUCAUGUUUAUUUUCUGCUCAUGCUUCAGCUGAAGUGUCGUAUAUCUAAUCUUGUGGUUGAACCACGUUUGGCUGAAAAAGUGAGAGAAGAAAAAACAAUCCCACCCAGGAAAGAAAACCAGCUCUCCAAGGCUAACUGUUGUGAGAAAUUAAAUGCCAAUGCUAAUACAACAACCUGUGGAGGGAGGUGCAGAGUGGUUCUGCCAUUUCUUCUGUCUGCUGCCCAUUGGACUGGUUUAGCUUUAAUGUGACAUAGUAGCUCUGUGUUUUGAAGAGAUAGGAAGAAGUCUGUCAUAGGUAUUAAUACAGGCAUUUGAAGGAAAUUUUCUUUUUCCAGUAUGUGUCUGGAAUUUAUUUACCUGGGAGCAAAAUAGUCCCUGGGAGCUGAUGUAAAGAAAACCCAGAUGAGCACAGAGUGAUCAAGUGGCACUUAGAAAGAUAUUCUGACAUGUAAAUAUAUGUCUGCAUUCAUCUUAAUACAGAGUUUUUAAUGUCAUAUCAUCCCCCCCCAACACAGCAACGUAUUCCUCGAGCAGAGUUAUGGAGCUUUGUUUGCUACAAAAUGAUGUCCCCCCAAGCCCUGUUUUAAAGCUCCUGAUCUUUGAUAACUGAAAAUACUUCUAGAUUGUCUACCUUACCCAAUGUCUGUUUCAGCUGCACAUUGACUUUCCUGCUGAAUUUCCAUCUGAGAGUUGCUCAUGAUGUCUUAAAGACAGAGGAGGGUCUUCCAGAUACAGUUUAUUUGGGCAUCCAGACUGAAAUCUGUUUCAUUAAGCUGUUGACUUCCUUUGUUGUUCUCAGGAGGUAGAUUUUUUUAUUAUAGGGGGAGGGUGAGGUGUGGAGGAAGGAAAAGGCAAUGGUGUUUUUUUUCAACCAGCACUUCCUUGCUGCUUUUGGGUUUUGAGGUUGGUUUGGUUUUGGUUUUUUCUUAAGUAGAAAGUAUUUUCUCUGAUAUUUGGUCUAAGAUUUUAGUAUACCAUUUAAAUAUCCCUUCUCUCUCUCUUUUGCAUACUUGUUCAUUUUAUUUUACAUAUGCAGUAGCCUACUGAAAAAUUAAAGAGCUUUUUUACAAGUAAUAGCUUUGAUAUAAUAUUUUCCCAUGAGAAUGUAGAAUGUUAUGAGGCUACAUUUUUUUAGGUGUGGGAGGUUGCAAGUAAGUUCUUUAAAAAUAAGCAGACAGUAACUUUGCUUUCUGUUAACAACUCAAUAUUUACUGCUAGCAGGUGCAAAUGUACCACAGGUUGAUGUGUGAAGGAGAAUGUUUAAAAGGGAGAGCAUUAAUAUGCAGCGUAAUGCAGAAAAUAUAGGUAUAGAACGUGCAUUUUUAUAGUAUGUUCUGUCUAAUCACAGUAUCUAAAAUUUAGUGUAUGUAAUUUAAUUUCAGGUUUAAGAUUUUAGGAUUAUUAUUUUAGGACUUUUUUGCAUAAAUCUGUCAGCUAUUGUUUUGUGUUGAGUCUUGAUAAAUAAACACACACACACACACACAUGCACAUAUAAAGGGUUGAAAAUGCAUCAGAAGCAGCCCACUCUGCUGGGUCUUAUCCCUAUAUAUUCCUUAUUAAAGGAUGUGUUAAUUAGAUGACUGUUGUGGAUCUGCUGUACUUCAAGGGUGCAAAAUGUUAAACAUAUUUGAUUUUUUGUUUUCCUGGCAAGUGGUUUUCUAAAUAUCAAGCAUGGAAAUGACUGUCAUUUUUAUGGUGUAUUUGCUAAUACUAAUGUCUUUGGGGGUGUAUGUGUAUUUUGGAAGUUUACUUUUUGAUACUCUCUUUUCUCCCCAAGUCGUAGUUGAACAAAAUCACAGAAUUACUCAGAGUAUUUCCUCUGCAUGUUACUGUCUAUGCUAGGAAUUGUUUCUGCCUAUAGCACCUUGCUAAUUUUGAAUUAGAAUGUUUAUAUGUUUUCCAUAAAUGCUCUUCUUUUAUU
Motacilla alba alba is the source of this 3900-nucleotide messenger RNA. RefSeq names its product ubiquitin conjugating enzyme E2 W (gene UBE2W). Lineage: Eukaryota; Metazoa; Chordata; Aves; Passeriformes; Motacillidae. The transcript has 7 exons. The record is from RefSeq and is a predicted model, not a curated record. Bases 55 to 642 code for a protein of 195 amino acids.